Poecile atricapillus (Black-capped chickadee) is the source of this 2159-nucleotide messenger RNA. It is a transcript of the gene LENG1, whose product is annotated as leukocyte receptor cluster member 1. NCBI's taxonomy places the organism in Eukaryota, Metazoa, Chordata, Aves, Passeriformes, Paridae. Bases 1291 to 1971 code for a protein of 226 amino acids. The record is from RefSeq and is a predicted model, not a curated record. The transcript is spliced from 4 exons.
GGUGAGGAGGAGGAGGGGGCCCGGUGAGGGAGAGGAUCACAAAAUUCAGGAGGGUGGGGAGCCCCCAAAUCCCAAAAUUCAGGAGGGUGGGGAUCUCCCGAAUCCCAAAAUUCAGGAGGGUGGGGAUCUCCUGAAUCCCAAAAUUCAGGAGGGUGGGGAGCCCCUGAAUCCCAAAAUUCAGGAGGGUGGGGAGCCCCCGAAUCCCAAAAUUCACGAGGGUGGGGAUCCCCUGAAUCCCAAAUCCCAGGAGCUGAGGAAGAGGAUGAACCCCAACAGCCCGAGUUUAGGGGCACCCCAAAAUCUGGGGUGAGGGGGAUGAAGAAAGACCCCAAUACUCAGGUCAAGGGGAGGAACCGCAAUGGAAAACCCCAAAAUCCGGGGUUAUCUGAUAGCCCCAAACCAGGGGGACCCCGGGGUGAGGAAGAGGAGGGCCCCCAAAAAGAAGAAUUUAAAAGGGAACCUCCCACCCCCCUGAACCCAAAUACCCAGGAGGGGGGGCCUGGGGAGGGAUUUGGGGGUCCCAGGGGGGCUGAGGGCACCCCCCGGGGGAGAUUUUUUAGGGGGAUGGGAGUGGGAGGGGCUCUGUUUUUGGAAGGGCCCCCCCCAAAAUUGAGCUCAAUAAAAACCUUGAGUGACAUCCUCGGUGUGUUUGGGGACCCCAAAAUGACUGAAACCAUCCCCAAACUGACCCCUAAACCCCUAAGAUUGACUCCAAUGCAUCUAAAAUGGACCCAAAUACCAAAAAUUGAUCCAGAUCCCCCUGGACUGACCUGAUCCUGCCGGACCCCCAAGGCCCUGAGGUGAAUCUUUGGGGGAAAUGAGGCAAAUCUUGCAGCAAACCCUUGAAAAUCGGAAAGAACUCGGGCCGGGAGUUCCCAAGGAGAUUCUGAGGGUUCCCAAAGGGGUUUUCGGGUUAUUCUGGGGGAUCCCCAGGAGGUUUUUGGGGUUUUUUGGGGGGAGGUUUCAGGGACGCCCUCGCCUCCCCUCACGGUUCAAUAUGGCGGCGCUCCCACAAUGCGAGAGGGCGGGAAACCUCCACUUCCGGCUUCGCCCCGCUGAGGGAGGCGGGCGAGCCAAUCAGAGGCGGGAUUAUAACUCUCGACCAAUCAGAGCGGCCAUGGGGCGGAGCGAAAAGGCCGAACGAAUCAGAAAGCGCGGCAAGAGCGGAGCGACAGGGGCGUCGACCAAUCAGAACCGAGAGGGCGGAAAGGAGGGCGGUGCAGGCUCCGUGCUUUAGAGUCGCGGCCUGGUGCCGCUGCCGGCCCCGCCGCCGCCGCCGCCGCCGCCGCCAUGAACAUCCUCCCGAAGAAGUCGUGGCACGUGCGGAACAAGGACAAUGUGGCGCGGGUGCGGCGGGACGAGGCGGCGGCCGAGGUGGAGCGGAGGAAACGCGACGCGCGCGCGCUGCGGGCGGAACAGGAGGUUCGCACCGAGCUCCUGAGGAAGCGGGCGCGGGUCGGGGGUCGCAGCCCCUCGCCCACCGCCCCCCCCGUGCUCUUCCCCCCGCCCGAGGAGGCUCCGAACCGCGAGCAUGAGGCGGAAAAAAGGCGGGAACGGGAGCGGCGCGAGCGGGCGCUGGGGGUCCUGACCUACCUGGGCCAGAGCGCGGCCGAGGCCCAGACCUGCCCCCCCUGGUACCUGCGGCCCCCCAAAAGUGGGGAGGGGGCUCGGGAGGUGCAGGGGGGGCGCAAGGCCCUGCUGGAUCCUCUCCAGGACAUGAGGAAGGGGCUGCGCCGAGCCCCCAGCCCCGAAAAACCCCCCCGGUCACAGCCACGGAGCCCCCCCGGAGGAAAAGGGCUGGAGGAGCUGCGGCGGCAGCGCUUGGCCCGUGAGGCAGCCGAGGCCGCCCGGAGCCGGGAGCUGCUGGAGGGGCUCCGGGACCCCCAAAAUCAUCAUCAGAACCCCCAAAAUCGGCUCCGGGAACCCCAAAAUCAGCACCGGGAACCCCAAAAUCGACACUGGAAUCGCUAAAAUCGGAUCCAGGAACCCCAAAAUCAUCAUCGGGACCCCCAAAAUCGGCUCCGGGACCCCCAAAAUCGGCACCGGAAUUGCUAAAAUCAGAUCCAGGAACCCCAAAAUCGGCACCGGGACCCCCAAAAUCGGCACCGGGACCCCCAAAAUUGGAUCCAGGAACCCCAAAAUUGGCACCGGGAACCCCA